Symbiodinium necroappetens is the source of this 1680-nucleotide messenger RNA. NCBI's taxonomy places the organism in Eukaryota, Dinophyceae, Suessiales, Symbiodiniaceae. The record is from the annotation of a GenBank genome assembly.
GUGGCACUGGAGCUUCUUGCAGGCAUGUGCCGAGAGGUAGGCGGAAGUACCAUCGGCUACAACGCCUGCAUCAGCGUUUGUGCACGGGGCCAAGCGUGGUCCAUGGCCUGUCGGCUCCUGGAGGACAUGCCAGAAAAGCGCGUGCAGCCUGACACCGUCAGCUUCAACGCCACCAUCAGCGCUGCCAGCGAGGGGGCGCGUUGGCAGCCGGCGCUGGGCCUCUUCGACCAGAUGACGCAGGAGCGAGUUCCUCACGAUCUUGUGAGCUUCAAUGCGACCAUGGAUGCCUGCGCAAUGUCUGGCGAGUGGAGGCCGGCAUUGUCACUGCUCCGGGCGGCCGGCGUCCAGGCAAACCUGGUCUCUUUCAACACGGCUUUGACUGCUUGCCACCGCGGAUCUGCCUGGGCAGCAUCGCUGGAACUCUUCGCCUUGCUGCAGCGACGGAACUUGCGGCCAGACACGCUGAGCUACAACGUGAUGAUGAGCGUCGGCCACAAGUCGGCGAGAUGGCCGUUGGCUUUGCAGAUGCUGCGCAGCCUCCACCACCAUCGCCUAGCGCCCAGCGACCGCAGCGCGGGCGCGGUGGUGAGCGCGUGCGAGAGGGCAGAGCAAUGGGAGUUGGCAUUGGAGCUCUUCCAGGGCCUGGGUCGGGCUUCGGUUCAGACGUCGCCGGUGGUCUUCAACGCGGCCCUGAGCGCUUGCGCCAAGGGUGCGCAGUGGGAGAACGCCAUGCAGCUUUACCGCAGCUUGCAGCGCUCCCUAAGACCCGACGAGGUGUCACGGAACUCACUGCUGUGUGCCCUGGCUGCUGCCGCACGCUGGGAGGAGCGUGAAGUCCACACGACCCGACAGGGCGAAAGGGCAUCACAAGUCACAGGUGUCCGCACAUGCCCAGAUGUGUUUUGGCGCUUGGAACCGCAGGGGCUUAGCUCAAGCGCUUGUGAUCCGCCGCCUGCCAUGGCUGAGUGUCAUCAUUCUACCAGUAACUGGGCAGCCUCGGGCAUCUUCGAGCGCAAGGCCGCGCUGCAGCUGCCAAAGUUGAGUAGCCCAUGCUGGGCUUGCCAGCUUUCUGAGUCAGCUCAGCUCGCCGCUGAGAGGCGUGGCCCUGCCGCGGUGCCGCCCGCAUUUUCAUUGGCCUUGGGGAUUCCCUGGGCCGUUUGCCUGGGCCUCCGAAAAAGAUCCGGUGGCGGUAAACCUGCGCGUGCAUCCAUCACACGGCGGCGUGUGGAGACCGGCGGCCGAAUCCGACAACGCAAGAGGCCCCAGGACCGGCCUGACUUCGGCUUCCUGCAGGAGGCCCGGUGGGAGCGCUUCCGGCGCCGGGUCGCCGCGCUGCUGCUGGCUUUCGCAGUGCUGGCAGCUGCUUUCGGGGGCUGCAUGUCCAACUCGCGCGCACGCCUCCUCCAAUCACGGUUGGAGCAGGGAGGCCAAACCGAAUUCGUCUAUAACGAAGCGACACCCUUCCGCCAGGCGCGCCUAGUGCUGAGCCGGGCAUCUCUUCCGGCAGUGGCUUCGCCCAGUGAAAUUCCGUCGCCCUGGCACGAAGGGACCGGCUUCGUCUCGGACACAGCACACUUGCUUCGCAGCAGCACAGUGCAACGGAGCCUUGGCGCGCGAUCGACGAGCUGGCGCAAGAGAUCCGCCGCAAGACGGGAGCAGAGGUGGCGGUGGUCACCGUGA